Molecule: messenger RNA, 1149 nt
Organism: Musca vetustissima
Lineage: Eukaryota; Metazoa; Arthropoda; Insecta; Diptera; Muscidae
Product: lipase 3-like
Exons: 2
Biological process (GO): lipid metabolic process
Molecular function (GO): hydrolase activity, acting on ester bonds
Source: RefSeq, a predicted model, not a curated record
ACUGAUCGUAUUGCAUAUGCUGGCUAUUCAAGUGAAACACAUACAAUAUGGACUCCUGAUGGUUAUGGGCUGACCAUAUUUCGAAUAAAAAACGCAACAGCAAAAAAUAUUGAUUCCCAAACAACCAAAUCCCAUGCCCCUGUCGUCCUCAUGAUGCACGGCCUGACGAGCUCCUCAGAUGUAUGGGUUAUACGUAAUCAUUCACAUAAUCUAGCUCUCGAAUUGAUUGAUCGUGGCUAUGAUGUUUGGUUGGGUAAUAGUCGUGGCAAUACCUAUGGCAGUCAACAUUUGAACUAUACCAUCAACGAUAGAGAAUUUUGGCGUUUCUCAUGGCAUGAACUGGGUACCAUAGAUUUACCCACAACAAUUGAUUAUAUACUAAAUGAAACUCAACAAACGGCAUUGCAUUAUAUCGGACAUUCUCAGGGUACAACAAUUGCAAUGGUCUUGUUGUCAACACAACCGGAAUAUAAUCAGAAAUUUAAAACUACCCAUAUGUUGGCACCCAUUAGCUAUAUGACAUCGGCACGAUCAUUUAGUAUGAAAAUAUUAUCGCCAUUUUUGGGUAAAUAUAGCCGUCUAAAUUCCAUAAUUGGGGAUAGGGAGAUAUUUGAACCGAAAAUUUUACGUUACAUAAUGGGUUUUGAAUGGUGUCGCCGCAAAGAGGCCAAUCCACGAUUUUGCUUAUUUCUAUCGGGAGAGUUCUUUGGUGGACGGUCAAGCUAUGUGAAAGAGUUCCUUUAUCCGGAAUUGUUUAAUACACAUCCCUCGCCGGCCUCCACGCAUCAGGCCAUACACUUUCUCCAGCUCUAUGUUUCGGGAAAAUUUCGUCGCUAUGAUUUUGGUAGCCAAGGGAAUAUGGAACGUUAUAAUCAAUCUACCCCGCCAGAUUAUGACCUAUCGAAAAUACAAACCCGUUUUCCAUUUCAUUUAUUUUAUAGUGAUUUUGAUGAUUAUUCAGCAAAAACGGAUGUUGAAAAACUCAGCGGCAUUUUGGGCGAUAGAUGUGUUAAACAUUUUAUUGAUUUGAAAGGAUUUUCCCACAUGGACUUUCCCAUGGCUCAUAAUGUUGAUAAUGUCAUCAAUCGCCAUAUUAUACGAAUUAUUAAUGAAGCGGAGGGGGAAUUGGAAGGUGGUGGUGUAAAUUAA